Messenger RNA from Plasmodium berghei ANKA, 2019 nucleotides. Its product is annotated as protoporphyrinogen oxidase, putative. The transcript has a single exon. Gene Ontology annotation, molecular function: oxidoreductase activity. The record is from RefSeq and is a predicted model, not a curated record. Bases 1 to 2019 code for a protein of 672 amino acids. NCBI's taxonomy places the organism in Eukaryota, Apicomplexa, Aconoidasida, Haemosporida, Plasmodiidae.
AUGGAGGCAAACAAUAAGAUUUAUGAUUUUAUUAUAGUUGGGGGUGGUAUAUAUAGUUGUUGUGUAUAUUACUAUUUAAAGAAACAUAAUCCAGAAACCCAAAUUUUAAUUAUCGAAAAAGAUAAUAAGUUAGGGGGGUGUAUAAAAACAGAAAGAUGUAAUAAUAAUGUUAUUUAUGAAUUAGGAGCAAAUGUAUUUAAACUAUGUAACAAUAGUUAUAAAUUAAUCAAAGAAUUAAAUUUAACUGAUCAAAUUGCAAUAGUAAAUAAAGGAUUAGUACGAUAUAUAUCAUAUGAAAAUAAUAUAUAUCCAUUAUAUUUAAGUUUUUUAGGAUAUAUAUGUUUUCCUUUGAUAUCCCUUAAAAAUAAAAUUAAAUUAAUAUAUAAAAUAUUAUUUAAGAAAUAUAAGCAUGUUAACUCAUAUCAUUAUGACAUAUCUAUAAAAAAUUAUAUGAAAGAAAAUUUCGAUUCCGAACAUUAUCAAUUUUUAUUAUUACCAUUAAUAUAUGGUUCUAGUGGUGGCCAUGGUGAUAUGUCUGCACUUUCCUUUUUGUCUAGAAAUUUGAAACUUGUUCAUAAUAUAAAAAAUUCAUUAAGAAUAUGGAAUGAUAAAAUAAAUGAAAUCGAUGAUAAUACUAAUAAAUAUACCUUUAUGGAUUUUAACAAAAAUAAUUUAAGUAAUAUAAAAAAAUAUUAUCAGUCAAGUUGUGCAGAAACUGAAUAUGAUGAUAGUAUAAUAUUAAAUAACCCUGAUUUAAAUGAACAUGAACAUUUUCAAAAUAGAAAAAGUACAUAUAUUCCCGAAAAUACAGAAACGAAUAUUACAAAUUUAAAUGCUGAUAUAAUUGAAUUUAUUCCAACUUCAACAUACACACCUACACAAACUGUAUAUAAACGUUUGAAUCAAAAUAUUGAUAAAGAAAACAAAAUACAAUCCUUUGAAAAUGAAGAAUUAAAUGAAAGUAAUAAACUAAAGAUGAACUAUAAAAAAAAUGGGGAAUACAUUGAAAUAGCAAACUAUAACACGCAAAGUGCAUUCCGUGAUAUAUGCAGUAAUAUAAAUAGAAACAAAAAUGGAAAACAAAUCCAAAAUAAACAAAAUUUCAUUUUCUAUAUUUUUAAUUACUCAUUAAAAUUUAUUAAAAAUAUAUAUUUUUCUAUAAAUUACACAUUAUUUAAAUAUUUUCCUAUGAUAUAUAAUAAUAUAGAUAAUAAUUUUUUACAACGCAUUGAAGAAGAAGAAAAAAAAAAAUAUAUUGGAAAAACAGUGUCACUAAAUUGUGGAUUAUAUGAAUUUAUUUGUCAACUAAAAAAAUAUAUUCAUGAAAAAGAUAUAUCAACAAAUACCGAAUUAAAUUUUAUAGAAAAAAAUAUUAAAAAUAAUAUAUGGAGAUGCAACAUAAAAAAAAAUAAUACUGAAACAAAUAUAUGUAGUAAAAAUGUUAUAUUAACUGUUAAUUCUAAAAUGUGUGCAAAUAUAUUAAGAAAAAUAUUGCCUAUCGAAAUAAAAAAUAAUCUUGAAAAAAUUUCAUAUUCAUCUUUAAUAACAGCAAAUAUAUAUUUUAAUAAAGAAGAUAUAAAAAUACCUAAAAAUUUAUUUGGCUUAUUGUCAGCUGAUAAAAAUGCAUAUAUACUUGGCUGCUUUUAUGCAAGUAAUAUGUUUACAAAUAGGUGUGAAAAUAAUAAAAGUUUAUUAACUUUAUAUAUAAGAGAUAAUAAUAUAACUUUCAAUAACAAUGAGGAAUUAAAUAAAACUAUAUUAAACAAUUUAAAAAAAAUAUUUCCAUUUAGUGAUAAUGCAAAACCAACUAUAUUAAAUGUAACAAAGUGGAAACAUAUUUUACCUGCCUAUUCAGAAAAUUAUGAAAAUAAAUUAAAAGAAUUUCUAAAUGAAUUAACAAAUUCACAAUAUGAAAAUUUAUUUGUUGAUGCAGGUUGGAUUACUGGAACUUCUAUAUCAGACCGAAUAACAUCAGCAAUGGAGUUGUCUGAUUAUAUUAUAAAAAAAAAUAUUAUCUAG